AUGCCACGAACAUCUGGCACUAAAUUCCACCAACCCAUCCAUCAAGCGGCUUUUUCUGGAUUCCUCGAUAUGGCGAAACUUUUACUGGAGAAGGAUCCUACAUGCGCGGCAGUCGCCCGUAGUGACGGUGUGACGGCAAUUUGGGCUGCCGCCCAAGAAGGCCAUCUCGAAGUUGUCAGACACUUAGUUAGCUGCCCUGGCAUCGAUGUCAACGCCGCCACUACGGAUACUCUGCGCACACCUAUUCAUCAGGCUGCAGAAAACGGCCAUGUUGAUAUAGUGAAGCUGUUGUUGAUUGUGCAUGCAAAGCACGAUCAGCCAGACAACGAAAAUAUAACACCGCUAUGGAGCGCGGCCCAGGAAGGCUACGAUGAAAUCGUUCAGAUCCUUAUAGACAGGGGAGCUGAUAAAGAAAUCAUUUCUCCAGAUGGAAACCGCCGCCCCAUCCACCAGGCCGCACAAAAUGGCCACCUCGGGGUGGUUAAGAAGCUGUUAGAGGCUGGUGCUAAAGUUGAUUCACAUAAAGACGGCUACGAUAAUGAGACGCCUUCUCCCCUCUGGCUCGCGGCUGAGGAAGGGCAUUUUGAAGUUGCCGAACUUUUGAUUCAAAAAGGCGCCGACGUUAACUUUCCGAAAUAUCCGUCAAAACGCUCCCCAAUUCAUCAAGCUGCCCAGAACGGUCAUAUCAAAGUGGUCCGUCUUCUUAUUGAGAACAAUGCGGAUGUAGACGCUCGAGAAGAGGACGGCUUCUCUCCUCUUAUGCUUGCGACACUGGAACGCCAUGUUGAUAUCAUCAGUCUUCUCCUGGAGCACGGCGCAAGCGUCGACGCCGAAGAGAAAGACGGUAUGACUGCCUUACAUAUCGCUUCCCAGGAGGGACAUGUGCAGGUUAUCCAGAAGCUUUUAGAUGAAGGUGCGAAAUCCUCAGCAACUAGAAUCUCUCGAAGUCGACCGAUUCACUUCGCAGCGCAAAAUGGACAUUUCGAAGCAGUCAAGCUGUUAUUAAAGCUAGACCCGGAUGAUGCUCAUACAGAAACAGUGGAUGAUUUCACCCCAUUAUGCCUUGCCUCUCGGGGCGACACGGCUAGCCAUCUUGAGGUUGCGCGCUACCUUAUUGAUGAAUAUAAUGCGGCUGUAAUUCCUUAA
Messenger RNA from Trichoderma atroviride IMI 206040, 1146 nucleotides. RefSeq lists its product as uncharacterized. Gene Ontology annotation, molecular function: protein binding. NCBI's taxonomy places the organism in Eukaryota, Fungi, Ascomycota, Sordariomycetes, Hypocreales, Hypocreaceae. The record is from RefSeq and is a predicted model, not a curated record.